Messenger RNA from Phyllostomus hastatus (greater spear-nosed bat), 7176 nucleotides. It is a transcript of the gene BCL2, whose product is annotated as BCL2 apoptosis regulator. The record is from RefSeq and is a predicted model, not a curated record. Gene Ontology annotation, biological process: extrinsic apoptotic signaling pathway in absence of ligand; negative regulation of intrinsic apoptotic signaling pathway; intrinsic apoptotic signaling pathway in response to DNA damage. Gene Ontology annotation, cellular component: mitochondrial outer membrane. Gene Ontology annotation, molecular function: protein homodimerization activity; protein heterodimerization activity. Lineage: Eukaryota; Metazoa; Chordata; Mammalia; Chiroptera; Phyllostomidae. The coding region runs from base 1263 to 1958 and encodes 231 amino acids. The transcript is spliced from 3 exons.
CGGCCCGCCCGCCGGCCCGCCGCUCUCGGUUUCCCCCGCGGAGCCGCCGCCGCCGCCGCCGCCGCUGCUCGCGAAGGUGCCGAACGCCGGGCCCUCCCAGCCGGCGCGGCCGUCACCGCCCGGAGCGGGUGCGCGGCGGGAGCGCGGGGAGACGGCCGCCGCCAGCAACGCCGCGCAGGAGCAGGAGGAGGAGAAAGGGUGCGCAGCCCGGAGGCGGGGUGCGCCGGUGGGGUGCAGCGGAAGAGGGGGUCCAGGGGGGAGAACUUCGUAGCAGUCAUCCUUUUUAGGAAAAGAGGGAAAAAAUAAAACCCUCCCCCACCACCUCCUCCCCACCCCUCGCCGCACCACACACAGCGCGGGCUCCCUGGCUCUGCACCGGCGGGCCGGGCGCGUCCUGCCUUCAUUUAUCAAGCAGCUUUUCGGAAAAUGCGUUUGCCGUUCGGAGUUUAAUCAGAAGAGGAUUCCUGCCCCAGUGCCCGGCGCGUCCCCGGGCCGCCGGUCCCUGUCUCUCCCCCCGGGGAGGCGUGAAGCGGUCCAGCGGACCAGGGGUCCAUGUCUGUGCCCGCGCGUGUGCGCGCGCGUGUAAAUUGCCGAGAGGGGGGAAAUCACAGGACUUAUGCAAAUACUGGAUUGAACAUUGUAAUUCCUCUGCCGCCACCGCUGCUCCCCACUUUUUUUUUUUUUUUCUCGUGCUCUUGAGCUCUCCGGCCGGGAUUCCUGCGGAUUGACGUUUCUGUGAAGGAGAGAAGUCUGCGGAUCGGUCCGCCGGGGCUCGUGUUUGACCGCUCCCCACGCGCCCCCAACUCCUGAUUCAUUUGGAAGUUUCGCAGCCGCUCGCGCCGGGGAGUUUGGAAGACCGAUGGGGUCUCUGCCUUACGCGUUUGUUGUGUUUUCACAAAAAGGGAAACUUGACAGAGGAUCAUGCUGCCCUUAGAAAAUACAAGGUCGUAGAGGAAGUAAACUGGUCUUGACAAUAAUUUAAUAACAAUGUGCCUCAUGAAAUAAAGACCCGAAAGGAAUUGAAAUAAAAAUUUCCUGCAUCUCAUGCCAAAAGGGAAACACCAGAAUCAAGUGUUCCGCGUGACUGAAGACACCCCCUCAUCCAAGAAUGCAAAGCACAUCCAAUAAAAUCGCUGGAUUAUAACUAUUCUUCUUUCUUUCGGGGCCGUGGGGCGGGAGCGGGGGCGAGAGGUGCUGCCGGUGCCCGGCUGCUGCUGCUGCUGCUGCUGCUGCUGCUGCUCGGCUGCUCCCGGGGGAGAAGGAUGGCGCACGCCGGGAGAACAGGGUACGACAACCGGGAGAUAGUGAUGAAGUACAUCCACUAUAAGCUGUCGCAGAGGGGCUACGAGUGGGAUGCCGGAGACGCGAGCGCCGCAGCCCCGGGGGCCAGCCCCGCGCCGGGCACCUUCUCCUCCCAGCCCGGGCGCACCCCCGCGCCCGCCAGGACCUCGCCGCCGCCGCCCCCCGCCGCCCCCGCCGCCGCGGGGCCCGCGCUCAGCCCGGUGCCCCCCGUGGUCCACCUGACCCUGCGCCAGGCCGGCGACGACUUCUCCCGCCGCUACCGCCGGGACUUCGCCGAGAUGUCCAGCCAGCUGCACCUGACCCCCUUCACCGCGAGGGGACGCUUUGCCACGGUGGUGGAGGAGCUCUUCAGGGAUGGGGUGAACUGGGGGAGGAUUGUGGCCUUCUUUGAAUUCGGUGGGGUCAUGUGUGUGGAGAGCGUCAACCGGGAGAUGUCGCCCCUGGUGGACAACAUCGCCCUGUGGAUGACAGAGUACCUGAACCGGCACCUGCACACCUGGAUCCAGGAUAACGGAGGCUGGGACGCCUUCGUGGAGCUGUACGGCCCCAACAUGCGGCCUCUCUUCGACUUCUCCUGGCUGUCCCUGAAGGCGCUGCUCAGCCUGGCCCUGGUGGGCGCCUGCAUCACGCUGGGGGCCUACCUGGGCCACAAGUGAAGCCGACGGGCCCGCCCCCGCAAACAGAUAUGCAAGAGGUUCACGAAAGCAGCAGAAAAACACAUGCAUCGUUAGUGACGGGCCACGACGCGGAGCUGUGGUCUGUUGGAAACAAGCUAGCAAACAAACAAACAACAAACACACACACAAAAAAAAACCCACAAAAACAGCUUUUCAGGCUCAGCAUCGAAUCAGCUAUUUACUGCCAAAGGAAAAUGCCGUUUAUUUUUUACAUUUUUUGAGGGAAAAAAAAGAUUUAUUUAUUUAAGACAAUCCCAUGACGCAGUCUAUCUUUGGAAACCCUACCUAGUUGCCAAGCCCCUCCGGUGUGGCCCCACCCAGACCUCCUGGACCUGGGACCGGGUCUGCUUUCCCUGCUGUUGGCCGGGCGGACUCACCCGCCAUCUGAAGCGCAAACAGACUGACGGAGGACAGGACUGUUCCAGAAGCCGGGCUUGUGGCUGCUGGAGGUUUGGGAGAGAAGGAGUUCAUUUGCCUUGCAUGUAUGUGCCCUGGGGGCUGUGAUAUUAACAGAGGGAGGUGCUUGGGGGGAAGUGCAUUCUUUCCCGGCUGGAAGAACCUGGACUUUGCAUAUGGCUCAUGUGGUACAUAGUCGGUUGGAAGAAAGGGGGGAAAAAAAACCCCGGGAACUUCAGAUGGACCUGGUAUCUGCCCAGAUAUCUACACCAGAGGACAGUGGGACAGGGAAAAUGCCCUUAAACCGUAGGAAAGUAUUUUUUUAAGCUACCGAUUGUGCCGAGAAGCAUUUCAGCAACUUAUACAAUAUCAUCCAGUACCUUAAGCCCUGAUGUGUAUACUCGUAUAUUUUGGCUACACUCCGCCUCCGAAAACUGGCUCUGUGCAUGAAACAGAAUCCCCUGGAAAUCGAGGAAGGGAACGGUCCGGUGACCCCUUCGGCAUCGGCAAGGCUAGAGGUCCCCAGAAGCAUCCGGCCGCCACAAGUGCCUGCUUUUUCUGCAAGAGGCCACGGACUGCAGUCCCGCCCCGCAGCCCCAAGGCCCCAUCCUGGAGCUGAGCCUGGGCACUCACGGGCCUGCUCGAGGGAUUUUAAACAGAGCAGUGUGGUCUCCCAGCGUCUGGAAGCUGACGGAGCCCAGAACCCCUCUGUCAAGAAAGACCAGGAGGGUCGGGCCCGGUACCCAGGGGCGCCCUCCAGAAAGGGCUUUUCACACGGAGCCUGGAAGCCAGCACCCUGAAGACGUUUGUCACUGGAGGGAAGAAAACCGAGGCACUGGGCCUUGCCUGGCAGAGGGAGGUGGCGAAGGUUGGGAGUGCGACCACCGAAAGGGAAGAAGAGCAAGGAGACACAGCAGCCUCUGUGCCGUGUGGCCGACGUCGUGCGUGCGCACCGGCUGCACGGCCACCCGCCUGUCUGCGUGAUUUCCAGCAGGGCUUUAAAUGACUUUGGAGAGGGUCAUAAAUCCUGAAGGAAGCGUGGAGAUGAGGUGUCACGGAUGGAUUGAUCUGUGUCUACGGAAUUACGAUGUAAAACAUUAGCCUAUCAUUGCAGUUUGGUUUUAUUUGAAAACCUGACAGAGAGGGGGGGUGGGGAAAAAGGUUCCAGGUGUGGAAUGUGAGGAUUAUCUGUACAUCCUGGGCAUUAAAAAAGAAAAAAAAAAAUAGUGGUGGACAAUUCUAGAGCAGUAGCAAAAGAAGUGAUCUUCAGCCAAUGAACUAGGAGAUGUUUUUUGGAGUUUAGAAAACCUCGAGACGCAUGGCAUAACUCUGGCAUUAUUGCAUUACAUACCAUUUAUCUGUGUGAACUUUGGAAUGUACCAACUUCAAUGUUUAAUGCUAUGGUUGAUAUUUUGAAAGCUGCUUUAAGAAAAAUACAUGCAUCUCAGCGUUUUGUUUUUAAAAAUUGUAUUUAGUUACAGCCUCUACAUUAUGUGUUAGCAAAUUUUUUUUCCACUUGACAUUAUUGCCUCUUCCUUUCUAAGCAGAUGAGAUAAGCCCUGGGUGUGAGCUACCUGAGAAACCCGGGAGCCUGCUGGCCACGGAGGCUCUUGGUUUCAGCCAAGUUCCACGCAGGUCCAAGCCGCCGCCAUUGUUUAUGGUGACGGGCAGACCUGCGUGUCUCCGUGCCCUUGUUCCUUGAGGGUCACUUGGUCCCUGGGCAGAAUCUAACCCGCAUUAUUUUGGACUGCAUACGUGUUUGGUUAAACCCACUAGGUUCAUUCCGUCGGAGAUCCAGAUGGGAGGGGACCGGAGGAUUAAAUUCCGGCUGCGAGGGUUUCGCCUUGCAGGCGUUGCCGCACAUGCCCGUUUCCACCCAGCCUCGGACUCCCCCGGAGCCCCCCGCCGUCCUCCCGCAGGGCCCUGGCCCUGGCCCUGGCCCUGGCCGUCCUUCAGGUUUUUCCUGAAACACAGUGGCAUUUACACCCCUCAUGGAGAAAGCAGGAAGCCCCACGGAGGAAGCCAGGCCCGCCCCCCACGGGCCUCAGGGAAUGGGACGAUCAGACCUUGGAAUGAUUCUAGUUUUUAAGAGAGAGAUUAUUUUAUGAAAGGUUUACAUGGUCAGACGUGGUGGGAAUGGAGCAUCAAACCCCGUGCUGCUAUCCUAGCAAGAUCACCCCGUGGAGUCCAGGUGCAGGCCGCUCCAGGUGACAGCAGCCUCCACGCUGCUUUAGAAGUGCCAGUGAGGAACGUGGGCGUUUCUCAUACAGAGCUUGUCUUUUAUUGUUGUUAUUGUUAUUGUUCCAACUGGGAUUUGAAGAAUAUGCAAAAAUGUAUAUAUAUUAAAAGAAAAAACUCGCAGGGGUUGAUUUCUGGCUGGUUUCCUUUUGCCGUGGGGUUUUCUUACCUGGUUUGAAUGGUAAAGGCGCCCCACGGCCUGCCCCAGACCUGUACAGUAUUGUGGCUGCACUCACUCGGAGAGUAGUUACAUUGCAUUUUUCUUCUUGUUAAAAAAACAUGCUAGAAGCAAUGAAUGUAUAUAAACGCCUCAACUAGUCAUUUUCUCUCUCUCCUCCUUUUUCUCAUCGUCUCCAUUAUUUUGCGAUCAGACAACCAGAGAACCAUUCCUCCUUGUGUCUGGUUGAGAAGGGAGUCACACCUGAACGCGUGGUGCGUAUGUGGGCCAAGGUCAGGGUUAGACAGAACACGUGCACUUUCCAAAUGGGGGUCAAGGGCUUUAGAAAGAACCACGAGGAGGAAAUCAUCCAGGAGCCUCCUCGCCCUCCCAAGCCCUCCCUGCACAAGCACUCCGAAAAGAGAUCAACACAGCCAACAUGCCCCACAGCAAAUGGUCCCUCUGUUUUCACAGUGGCUGCGGAUUCUGGUACAUGUAAGAUUUGGAUGAAAGCAGCUUUCACUAGUUCGUACAGACAAGAAAACAUCCUCUGCCCGAGCCCGCUUAUCCCUGCUGCUUCAGCCCUGGCCCACCGUUUGGCCGUGACCUGGAGUUCAUUAGUAAACAUUUAUUGCUUAUCAUUGCAAGACCUCGUCCUGGUCCAGCGUGGGAAAUUAGGAAGUGAGUAUAAAUCAAGGAGAGUUAGAAUAACCGGGAUGAAACAUAAAUAAGGCCACCCCAACACACAUCUGCCUUUCAUGUUAAGGAUUGACUGAUCAAACAGGAUUGCACAUAGCCUGCCUCGUAAUGAAACUUACGCUGAAAUGACCAAUUUAGCAAUGGGAGCCUAAAUUCGGAUUUCAAUUGUACUUUUAAGGCAGCGGCUGUUUUUAUACUUUCUUAUCACUUAUAGGUAGUAACUCGCACCUGCUCUAUCGGAACGGAACAGGAAGGGCUGGAAAUGUGAGCCAUUCCGAGGAAGUUAGGGGGUCAGCUGAAAUUCUAUUCUGAUCUUACUCCAUGGUGUCUUUUGCUGCCCAGACAAAUGUGGCUGCACACUUUUUAAGAAAUACAAUUCCACAUUGUCAGGCUUAUGAAGGUUCCAACCAGAUCUUUAUUAUUCUUCAAUUUGGAUCUCCCAGGGAAUUUUGUUUUUCUUAUAAUGAAUGGGACAAAGGGCAUUUGUUGCAGAGGUGGGAGGGAGGAAUCUUCCAAUGAGCAAACAUCCCCAAGAGUGACUGGACCAGGGUAUGGAGGUUUCAGAACAGCCAGGACUGUGGGGCAUAAAAGGAAAGCCAUUGUGACUUUUCCUAGGGGUCAGUGUCACCCCUCCAUGAAGGACCUUGUGCAACAAGCAAGAAACAUUUUAUUUUUUAAUCCUCACCCGAGGAUAUGUUUAUUGAUUUGAGAGAGAGAGAGAGAGAUUGAUUAGUUGCCUCCAGUAUGUACCCCAACUGAGGAUUGAACCCACAACCUAGGUGUGUGCCCUGACUGGGAAUCGAACCUGGAAACUUUCUGGUGUACAGGAUGAUGCUCCAACCAACUGAGCCACCUGGCCAGGGCACAAGCAAGAAAUGUUUCACAGCUCUGCCUAUGUCUAGAUUCUAGAGAAGUUAAAACAACUGAAAAUCCAGCUCUUUAGGGCAGUGCAGGUGGACCAAAACUCUUUGAAACAUUUGCCAGCAAGGGUAUAUUAUUUCCAACCUGGACAUGUCUACUGGCUACUUAAACAAUAAAUUUUCCGUUUUAACCAACAGGAUAUUUUAUAAAAACCCUCUGGCUGAUAGGGAUAUCUGUUUCUAAAUGUCAUGCACAACACAGAAAGAAAAUAAAGCAAUGGGAAACUCAGUUGGAUAAGUGAUAAUGCAAGCCCUUUGUCCUUACCCCAAGAAUCAUUCUGUUCCGUGUCUGUGUCCAUAGGACAGACUUUGGACAACUGUGAUGUAAGCAUCCCACUGGUCACGAAGAAAACCAGGUGGAAUGUGAACGGCAUUGCACCAAUUCAUCAUGAUGGCUCCAGAAAAAUAAAGCCACAAUCCUAUUGAUGCCAAGUUUGCCUUGUGUACCAGUGUAAGGCCAGCAGACAAAAACACUUUGCAAGAAGGAAAGGCUUACUUGGAAGAUCUUGGGACUCUUCCCGAAUAUGACUGUGAUGCAGACACUUGGUAAUGCCACAUCCCUAAACCUUUUGGGGACUCGGCAGUGGGUCUUCCGGGCUCACUCAUUUUGUUAGGUUUUUCCCUCCAGGGUUAUUAUUUGAAGGAGUGAUAGCCAAUCAAGUUUCUUUCUGGGACGUAUUGGUGGUUGUGUUUAUUAUACUGUCUUCUUAAGUUUUCAACCAAGUUUUGCUUUUGUUUUGAGUUAUGAGAUUAUUUUUUGUUUGAAAUAAAAAUAAGUGUAUAAAAA